AUGGGCAGUGAAUACUACGCGAACAUCACCGCGACUCUCAGCGAUCUGUACAAGCGAAAGGCAAAACCGAUCGAAGAGGACUCUGCGUUCGCCGAGUUUGCAACGCCCGCGCUGACGGAGGGGGACUUCAAAGGCAACCCGAUCAUCUUUUUGUUGGGGCAGUACAGCACGGGCAAAACGACGUUUGUGAAGAACCUGCUAAACGUGGACUACGCAGGUUUCCGCAUUGGGCCGGAGCCGACGACCGAGAACUUUCUGGUGAUCAACUGCGAGCACGGCGCGAACAAGGGCGUGACGCUGGGACAGGCCGCGGUGCUAGACCCGGCGAAGCCGUGGAACCAGCUGGCGCAGUUCGGCGAAGGCUUUUUGUCGCGCUUCCAGAUGGUGACGGUCGCGAGUCCGCAUUUCCGCAACUUGACGUUGAUCGACACGCCUGGAAUAUUGUCGAACAUGAGCAGCGCACAGCGCGGCUACGACUACGAGGGAGUGGCGCGCUACUUGGCGCAGAAGGCGGACUUGAUUUUGUUCUUCUUCGACGGCUUCAAGUUGGAUCUCAACGCAGAGGUGUGCGCGUGCCUGAACGCGCUAAAACGCUUCGAGGGCAAGCUGCGCGUGGUGCUGAACAAGGCGGACGCCGUCUCGAGUGUGCAGCUGGUGAAGGUGCUGGCGACAUUGAUGUGGAACCUGGGCAAAGUGAUCCACACGCCGGAGCUGCCGAAGAUUUACGUGGGGUCUUUCUGGAACGUGCCAUACAAGCCGCACCCGCUGGUGGAGCUGUUCUCGACCGACUCAUGUUUGCUCUACCACGAGAUCGUGUCGCUCGGAAACGCGAGCAUCACGCGAAAACUGGACGACUUGGUCCGGCGCUUCAACGCGGCGCACGCGCACGCACUGGUGCUCGCGCACAUUCGAAUGCAGACUCCCACGCGCGCGACACUGGACGGCGUGCUAGACCCGCGGACGCUCGCGAUUCUGCAGCGGCUGCAGAGUCGCGCGCAGUUCACGCACGUGAACUCAGUGGUGAGCACCGGCAAGGAGGCGAACGUGUACGUGGCGGCGGGCUGCGUGGGCAGCGCCGAGCAGCGCGCAGCGCGGCUAAGCGCGGUGAAGGUGUUCAAAACGUCGAUUUUGACGUUUCGAAACCGCGCGCAGUACGUCGAGGGUGAGCGGCGCUUCCGACAAGGCUUCGCGAAAUGCGCGAACCCGCGACGCAUGGUGAACCAGUGGGCGGAGAAAGAAUUCCGUAACCUGCGACGUUUGGUCGACGAAGGAGUGCGCGUCCCGGCGCCGUUCGCACUGAAGAGCCACGUGCUGCACAUGGCUUUUUUGGGCGAAGACUUUCACGCGCCGGCUCCGCGGCUGAAGAACUUCGCGGCGGCGACGCGCGGCGAGUGGCUGCGGCUGUACGUGGAGGUGGCGGCGACGAUGCGGCAGCUGUUCCAGCGCGCGAAGCUGGUGCACGGCGACCUGAGCGAGUACAACCUGUUGGUGUUCCGCGGGCAUCCGUACGUGAUCGACGUCAGCCAGAGCAUCGACACGGCGAACCCUCGCGCACUGGCGUUUCUGGAACGCGACUGCGUGAACGUGACACGUUUUUUCGCGCGCAAAUCAGAAUUCGGUUCCACCGCUGCGUAA
Messenger RNA from Dermatophagoides pteronyssinus (European house dust mite), 1635 nucleotides. Its product is annotated as EH domain-containing protein 1-like. NCBI's taxonomy places the organism in Eukaryota, Metazoa, Arthropoda, Arachnida, Sarcoptiformes, Pyroglyphidae. The record is from RefSeq and is a predicted model, not a curated record.